Mugil cephalus (flathead mullet) is the source of this 1187-nucleotide messenger RNA. RefSeq names its product beta-crystallin A1-like. Gene Ontology annotation, biological process: visual perception; lens development in camera-type eye. The transcript is spliced from 6 exons. The record is from RefSeq and is a predicted model, not a curated record. Bases 79 to 669 code for a protein of 196 amino acids. Gene Ontology annotation, molecular function: structural constituent of eye lens. Lineage: Eukaryota; Metazoa; Chordata; Actinopteri; Mugiliformes; Mugilidae.
UGUCUCUGCAGACCGUUCAGUGGAACCCUGCGACACACAGCUCACCAGUUUUUGGGUACUGCUGAAAAAGAGGACAACAUGGCACUGACAAACCCCAUGCCCAUGGGCCCUUGGAAGAUCACUGUGUACGACCAGGAGUACUUCCAGGGAAGGCGUAUGGAGUUCACCGCCUGCUGCCAGAACAUCAUGGAGUGCGGCAUGGAGAACAUCCGCUCCCUGAAGGUUGAGUGUGGCGCCUGGGUGGGCUACGAGCACUCCAGCUUCUGCGGCCAGCAGUUCGUCCUUGAGAAGGGAGACUAUCCUCGCUUCGAGGCCUACAGCGGCAGCAACUCCUACCGCAUUGAGAGAAUGAUCUCCUUCAGGCCCAUCUGCUGCGCUAACCACAAGGAGUCCCGCAUGACCAUCUUCGAGAUGGAGAACAUGAUGGGUCGUCAGUUCGAGCUGUGUGACGACUACCCCUCUCUGCAGGGCAUGGGAUGGAUGAACAACGAAGUUGGAUCCAUGCACGUUCAGUGUGGAGCCUUCGUGUGCUACCAGUACCCAGGCUACCGUGGCCACCAGUACAUCAUGGAGUGCGACUGUCGCGGAGGAGAGUACAAGUGUUACCGUGAGUUUGGCUCCCACUCCCAGACUCCCCAGAUUCAGUCCAUCAGGAGGAUCCAGCACUGAGAAGGGAGCGCAUCCUUCACACCUCCUCACCACCUCCUCCUCUUCUCCCUCCUCCUGCACUUCCAUCCCUCCUUCUCCUCCCUUCUCUCCCGCGACCUCCAUCUCCCCAGCUCUGCUGGCCCCCGAAGUGGGAUCCAGGACUGGACUUCAGGUGCUUACCGGUGUCAGUUGUUCAUGACACUUUUGUUUUUUAAAGGAAACAUCACAAGCAGAAAGGACAGAUGUAAGAAAGACGGAAAAUAGGAAUGACAGAAUUGAGAGAAAAAUUUGAAUCAGUAUGAAAGAGAGGCCUCGUCUGCUGAGGUUGGCAGCAGAACGAUGAAAACACCGCAAAGAUUUUGCUCUUUUUCACCUCCACCGCUGAUGGUAUCAUCAUCAUCACCAUCAUCAUCAUCAUCAUCGUCAUUGUCUUCUACAUCAACACAACAACCAGUCUUGCUGUUACUGUGAUAUCCAUGACUGCCCAUGUUCAAGACGAUGAAUAAAGAGAAUGAGCAAAGAGACAUUCGUGACAUGUA